Symbiodinium natans is the source of this 1725-nucleotide messenger RNA. The record is from the annotation of a GenBank genome assembly. Lineage: Eukaryota; Dinophyceae; Suessiales; Symbiodiniaceae.
AUGCAUGUCCCCUCCUGGCCGCGGUGCCUGGCAGAGGAUUAUAUGGUUGUGGUUUGCAGGACGCGGCAUGGCGGCAUCCUCCAGGUGCAGCGUAUUCGCAAGCCCAGCCUCGAUCGUGGGAGCAUGCUCGGUGCGACCACGGUGCCAGAAGCGCGGCUGGCGCUGGCAGCCGUGUUGCUACCUCGGUGUUCUGGGCGCUGGACACAUCGCCAGGCUAACAAUGCGAGAAAAGGAUCUCCGCCUCAACGGCCAUCGAAAGAUAAGGCGCCUGCCACAAAGAGAUUCCGCGGCCCCUCCGCCAAGCCAAGCAAGAGACCAAAGCUUGACAAGUUUUCCCGCUCUGCGAAGGCUCCUGCCACGAACAAGUUCUCGCCAGGAGCAGGUGCUGGGCCAUAUGACUUCGUGGGGGAUGCGUGGAUCGCAUGUGGCUCCAGGCAAAGUUUUUUGAAGCUCAGGCAAAGCUGGGCCGUGCCCUUGCUGCUUGAUGGAAAGGUUGCCUAUUUGCUGCCUUUGCUUCAGCUGUUGAUCGACGGACGGCAGCGAGGACCCAAGCGGCCGGGCGCUGUCGUGAUUGCCCCCACGCGGGAGCUCGCGGCGCAGAUCGCCGGGGAGGCAUCCUGGUUGGUGGCAGGGACCUCCAUCAAAGUUGCCGUGAUCUAUGGGGGAGUGCCCUACCGAUCCACACGCGACGCGCUGUCGCAAGGGGCUGACCUUCUGGUGGCCACGCCCGGGCGCUUGGAGGAUGCCUGUGAUCGAGGAGAUGUGGUGCUUCGCGACGUGGAGGCUGCUGUGCUCGACGAGGCAGACCAGAUGCUCGACCUAGGCUUCGAGGACCAAAUUCGCAUUCUGCUUACCAGGCGAAUGCCACGGACAGGAGGCGGACGCCAGACGGCCAUGUUCAGUGCCACCUUUGGGAUCGGAGUGCAGCACUUGGCCGCAGACUUCUUGGAUGCCUACACCUUCGUGGCUGUGGGACGCGUAGGUGGCGCUGCCCAAACGGUCGAGCAGCGUCUGGUUUGGGUGGAGGAUCAGCGGAAGGCUCAGGCACUCCUGGGCACCCUCCUGGCUUUGGAGAGCAGUGUGAAGGGGCCAUGCAGCGUUUUGGUCUUCGCAAACACCAAGGACGCAGUCCGGCUGAUCGAAGACAAGAUUCGGGCUUGGAGAUUUCGCGCCUUCUCCAUACACGGUGACAAGAAGCAGGACGCCCGCGAGAAGGCGCUGCAGCUCUUCCGCCGCCACGCGGAGGGCCACAUCUCAAACUCCAGGGACUCUGCGGCCGUUCUGGUGGCCACAGAUGUCGCUGCCCGUGGUCUGGACAUUCCAGACAUCACGUGCGUGGUGCACUACGACUUGCCGCGAAGGAUCGACGACUUUGUGCACCGGUCAGGCCGGACGGGCCGCUUGGGCCGGAACGGCCUCUCCAUCGGGUUUGCAAAUGCUCGGGCAAAGGGACUGAGCAAGGACCUCGUCAAGUGCCUGGCAGAAGCGGGUGCAAAGAUUCCGCCCUGGCUGCUGGGGAUGGCCAUCUCCACGGGCGAGGACCUCGAGACCUUGGAGGCUCUAGGACACAGCUCAGCUGGAGGAGGCUAUGGUGCACAGGACGUCCGCUUGCAGGGCGCAGGUGUCCAGACAGCUGCCGAACGCCGUGAAGCACAGAAGCUGCGAAGCUUUGCCGAGGAUGCCUACGGCGCAACCGCGGGAGAUGGCUCCGACGCCUCCGCAUGA